GAAAUUGUUGGUGUGCGAGUGUUAAUCUAUACUGUAAAAGGUGUGAAUAUCAACGAAAAUAUCAGGGUACUGUUUUAGCACCUCCGUUGGAAAGAGAAUAAGCUCUUCGGAUUUAAAUCAAAAGCCAGGACUCAACACACCUGAGCCAGAGUGUGUUACAGCACACAGCAGGGUCAGUGAUGUACACCACACACACACAUCACUGAUUAAAAUAGAAACUGAUCUGGGCUCCUCCCACACUGGCGAUCUUAUUAAGACCGAGAGCCUCGACAGUGCAGAGCUGGGAUAUGUACGAGAUAUGUACGAGAUCAAAACAGAAGCUGAUGAUGGAGGAUACCGUCAGGCAGAACACAUCAGUGACUUGCAGGAUAUUAUAUGUGUUAAUAUUAAAUCUGAUGAAAUGAAGUGUGAAUCCAGUGAAGGUUUAGUGAGUGCUCUCAUGAAUACUGUGAUAACUGGAGCUGGUGUUGAUCACAAAGACCAGACUGAACCAUGGCAAUAUACAGGAGGGCCAAUGCUGACCCAACGGAGUAAUUUAAAUCCUCACUGUGACGUAAUCAAUGGAAACAAGCAUGUCCAGGAUCUUUCCCGGGCACCCACUCCACUGGUUCCCACCGGGGAAGACUCUGAGGAGUCCACAGGCCCUGACGGACAGCUGGGCUACCAGCACGUUACCCGGCUGGCCAGCGCCUUAGUGGACUUGAGGGGACUGGACUGGGUGUCGGACGCCAAGGUGGACAAGCUGGUGUGUCUGUGGAGCGCUCUCCCGGACGCAGACAAAAGCCGGCUUGUCUGCCCUUCCCGGCACCAGGAGAGGCUCGUGAAGGGGCGGUUCAAGGCAACGAAGAGCAAGACCUCUGUCGUGGCAGGAAAGGAGAAUCUCCAACAUUGCCUUCUUGGACAAGCCUCGGGUCCUGCAAUUUGGCCGAGCACCAGUCGCCUGGUGGAGGCCAUUUGUAGCCAGCUCUGCCGCCUGCACCCCACCGGGUACACGUCCAGAGGAGUCCGGAGGACGCGGUGGGCGGCAGUGCUCACGGAUUAUACCCACAUCCGCGAGCUCGUGCUGGACAACCCGAGGCUGAUGGCCCGGACCGCACUGCAGCUGUUUGAGCUGAACCAGCGCACUCUCUCCCAGUGGUUCUCCCGGAGGCAGAAGGAGUGGGAGAGAACUGUGCUGGAGCAGGCCGUGGUGGCUCCCUCUACUCCGGCUGUCGCUUCCCAGCCGUUGCCACGGCAGCUCCUUCGGGGUGACGAGGCGAGCGGACAGCCGCCAUUCGUCUUCAUCACCCCAGAAGACCGGUCGCGCCAGGCCACCCAGCACAGACGGAUCGCUCACGUGCCCAUCCUGCCAUCCUCCGGCGUCCCAGCCCAGCUCGACACCGCAGCGCCACCGCCCGUUCCACGGACAACAGCGUGGCGGCGGCGCAAAGAGGCGGAGAGAGCGGGGGCGGGAGGCGCCAUUCCGCCAAAGCGGCGGAAUCCGGUGGAGUACAUCUGCGCGCGGUGCAAACAGCCGAAGCGGCGGGAGUUCGGGCACAGCCGCUUCGGCAAAGUGUCUUUCUGCGCCACUGCCGUCGGAAGGUCUGUGGAGGAGUGGCUGGCAGAGAUGAAGGGCGCUCAGGAGCGAAGCGUCCAGGAGGACGCUCAGGAGCAAAGUGCCCAGGAGGACGCUCAGGAGCAAAGUGCCCAGGAGGACGCUCAGGAGCAAAGUGCCCAGGAGGACGCUCAGGAGCAAAGUGCCCAGGAGGACGCUCAGGAGCAAAGUGCCCAGGAGGACGCUCAGGAGCAAAGUGCCCAGGAGGACGCUCAGGAGCGAAGUGCCCAGGAGGACGCUGAUCCACCUGCUGGGCGGCGGACGCCUUAUCCCUGUAAAUAG
Molecule: messenger RNA, 1876 nt
Organism: Anguilla anguilla (European eel)
Lineage: Eukaryota; Metazoa; Chordata; Actinopteri; Anguilliformes; Anguillidae
Exons: 5
Coding region: 299-1876 (525 amino acids)
Source: RefSeq, a predicted model, not a curated record